GGCUUUGAUAUCCAUCCAGAAAGCAAGCCAACCAGCUCAUGGCAAUUAGAAGUGGCCUCGCCAAAUCAAACAUGUUUCUCCGAUCAUGCAGGAGAGCUAAGCAUGCAGAGAGUGGAACCAGCAAACGCUUGGGUACUACUAUUCAACCCACUGCAAAGCUAGAGACAGAGAGCUCUAGAGAUGCAAAAAGUAGAGGAAAUGGAUGCUGGAUUCCACACCCGAGGACAGGAAUAUACUUCCCUGUAGGCCAUGAGUGGGUGAUGGAAGAUGUUCCGGACGGCGCAGCCAAUUUCGGUCAGACUUGCUGGUUCAGAAAUAAUGCUGUUGAUGCUGUGGACAAUCCCAUUCCCAAGCCAGAUGCUCAUGCUCCUCUCCAUCAACUUAUUUUCUUGUAAUUGAACUAAUACUCACCAGCCUGAUCAGAAAAUUGAUGAGUCAAAUAUCAAUUGUUAUGAAUCUGAUCAUAAGCUACCAGCCCCAAUACCACACCUGCAUGCCUUUGUAAUGUACAAGUAACCAGUUCCACUUCCUGCCUCCAGAGUCCAGACUAGUAUUUUUGGAUUUGGGGGAAAUACUAAUUAGUAAUAAAAAAUGCAUGCUAUAUGAACAAGUAAUUUUUAAUGGUUA
This is a messenger RNA of Lotus japonicus, 627 nucleotides long. RefSeq lists its product as uncharacterized. The coding region runs from base 39 to 395 and encodes 118 amino acids. The transcript is spliced from 2 exons. The record is from RefSeq and is a predicted model, not a curated record. NCBI's taxonomy places the organism in Eukaryota, Viridiplantae, Streptophyta, Magnoliopsida, Fabales, Fabaceae.